Messenger RNA from Rana temporaria (common frog), 4489 nucleotides. It is a transcript of the gene GALNT5, whose product is annotated as polypeptide N-acetylgalactosaminyltransferase 5. NCBI's taxonomy places the organism in Eukaryota, Metazoa, Chordata, Amphibia, Anura, Ranidae. Gene Ontology annotation, cellular component: Golgi apparatus. The transcript is spliced from 10 exons. Bases 385 to 3810 code for a protein of 1141 amino acids. The record is from RefSeq and is a predicted model, not a curated record.
CACUGACACCAUUUCCUCAUAUGUGGCUGCUUCUCAAGUUUCACUACAAGCAGGAGGGAUAGGAGAAGUGCGCUGUCUGGGUGGGGAGAGUCCACGUCUGCCGCCGGGCUGCCACCUCCGCUCCGCUGGCGAUCCGGGAUAAUAAGUAAUGCGGAGGGCAGCGCUGGGAGGGCAAUGAUGCUGCUGGGCAGCGCGGAGCCAAGUCGCAGAGCAGCGCAGCAGGAGGAAACCCAGCGCAACGCAGCGCCGCAGCAGAGAGCCCAUCGCCUCUACUAGGAGGAAUGCCACGCAAGCAGCAGUGAGCCAGGCAGCCCAGGUGCCAGCUUGUGAGACCAGCUUCAGCAGUAGUGGCCCCCUGGCUCUGCCAGCCAGCAGCCCUCCAGGAUGCACAGGGUAAGAAAGUAUUUCCGAGGCAGUGGCAGAGCCCUGUCAUUUAUCUUUGUCGCCUCUGUCAUCUGGCUGAUCUUUGACAUGGUAGCUCUGAGGUUCUCCUUUAAUGAGAUGAACAGCAAGCUGCACAGUGAUGAACUUUUCAAAAGAGAGCAGGGGGGCUCUGAGUCCUGGAAGCCCCCGGGGAGGCUCCGAGGCAAGUGGGGCAACGGUGGGCAGCCCCGGGGCGAAGACUCCACCAAGCUUAAAGGGAUAUUCCACCCUCCUGGAGAUGAAUUGGGUAAGGUAGUUUAUAAGGACUCUAACAGCAUGUUCAGGCAGAGGAAAAGGACUAUGAAGCCGAUUGCGUUGGAUAAAAUGAUCGCUCCCAUGGGGGUACCUGGGGCCAAGUUGUCCUCCCUUGGUCUGCAUGAUCAGGAGCAAUAUAACAAGUUAAAGGCAGCAAAUGUCACGCAAAGGCUGGAGGCGAAAGUUUAUCUGUCAAAAGCUCCAGCAAAGGAGAAUUUCAUUAUCAAGCAAAAUGUGACAGCUUCUGUUGUGAGGGAGGGGGGGUUCCAUAAUGUGGACAAACUUGUAGAAUCAGUCACAAGGAAGAUUGGUGAUUUAGAGGAUCCUAAAAUACUAAAUGCCGGGGCCUCUAGAGAUGUUGUGGGUGGCAGGGAUGCAAUAGGCUCUAAAGAUGCAUUGGAGGGCAAAGAUGGUGGGGCCAAGGAUGCAGAAGCCUCUAAAAAGGCUGGGGAGUCUAACCACGCUGUGGAAAUCAAGGAUAAUGAGACCUCUAAGAUUCAAGGAGAUGUUAAGGGUGCAGAAGCCUCUAAAAAAGCAGGGGAGCCCCUAGACCCUAAACAUGUUAUAGUAUCCAAGGAUGAAGUAAAGUCCAAAGAGGAAAGGGCUCUUGAACAUGAUGCAGUGGCCAAAGAUGUAGGAGACCUUAAGCCUGAUAUCAGAGCUUUCAAAGAUACCGAUAAGGUCAAGGAUAAAGGCGCUGCUAAGGUUAUUGUAGAAGCCAAAGAUACUAGGGUCUUCAAGGAUGAAGCCAAGGACAAGGAGGCAGAGGGUUCUAAGGUUCUAGUCAAGGGUCAGGAGGCAGGGGGCUCUAAGGUUGUAGUCAAGGGUCAGGAUGCAGAAGGCUCUAAGGUUGUGGUCAAGGGUCAGGAUGCAGAAGGCUCUAAGGUUGUAGUCAAGGGUCGGGAUGCAGAGGGCUCUAAGGUUGUAGUCAAGGGUCAGGAGGCAGAGGGCUCUAAGGUUGUAGUCAAGGGUCAGGAUGCAGAAGGCUCUAAGGUUGUAGUCAAGGGUCAGGAUGCAGAGGGCUCUAAGGUUGUAGUCAAGGGUCAGGAUGCAGAGGGCUCUAAGGUUGUGGUCAAGGGUCAGGAUGCAGAGGGCUCUAAGGUUGUGGUCAAGGGUCAGGAGGCAGAGGGCUCUAAGAUUGAAGGUAAGGACAAAGAUGCGAAGGUCGCUAAAGUUAUAGUAAAGGAAAAUAAUGCACUAGACUCUAAGAUUGCAAUAGAUGACGGACCUAAUGCAUUACCCGCCAACAAUGGAUCCGUCGUCAUUAUAAAGAAAGCUGGUGCAGCCAUUGGUGAGCCCCAAGUUCAAGAGACAGUUAAAAUGUUAAACAUUUCGAAGGACGCCAUACUGCCAGCUACACACAGCGCGGGUGUUGAUGUAAAAAACUCUAGGAUUGGUUUCAAAGGAGGGAUUUUAGUAGAAUCAGAGAAUGAGGGCGUAAAAGGAACUUUGACAAAGAAUAUUACACAUAAGCUGGCCAAUGUCAAUAUUAGUUCUUCCAUUAAUGCUGAUGUGGAAAAUAAACAGUUAAUCCAUCAUGGUCAAGAGAGCAAAGUAAUAGGAACCGGAAUGCACAAAGUACGAACACUGGAUGCAACUGUGAAACCAAGAGACCUCAAAGCUCCCGGCCAGCUUGGGAGGCCUAUGCAAGUUCCUAAAGACAAGGAGCAAGAGGCAAACAAGCGGUGGAAGGAAGGAAACUUUAACGUCUAUCUGAGUGACAUCAUCCCCCUGGAUCGAGCCAUCGAAGACACCAGGCCAAAAGGGUGUUCCAACCAGCUGAUCCAUGACGAUCUCCCCAACACAAGCAUCAUCAUGUGCUUUGUGGACGAGGUUUGGUCUACACUUCUCCGCUCAGUUUUUAGCGCUUUAAACCGAUCGCCUCCCGAACUUAUCAAAGAAAUCAUUCUAGUGGAUGACUGUAGCACAAAAGCUUACCUCAAAGAAAAGCUAGAUGAGUACAUGAAGCAAUAUCCCAAGGUGCGGAUUCUCCAUCUGAAGGAAAGGCAUGGAUUAAUUCGAGCCAGAAUUGCUGGAGCGAAUAUCGCGACAGGGGAUGUUUUGACUUUCCUUGACUCACACGUCGAAUGUAAUGUCGGGUGGCUGGAGCCUCUCCUGGAACAAGUUCGAGUAAACAGAAAGAAAGUCGCUUGCCCGGUAAUUGAAGUGAUUAGUGAUAAGGACAUGAGCUACAUGACCGUGGAUAAUUUCCAGAGAGGUAUCUUUUCAUGGCCGAUGAAUUUUGGCUGGAAACCGAUCCCUACCGCGGUUCUCCAGGAGAAAAACAUGACAGAAAUGGACCCAAUAAAGUGUCCAGUUAUGGCUGGAGGAUUGUUUUCCAUUGAUAAGAAAUACUUCUAUGAGCUCGGUACCUAUGACCCAGGACUGGACGUAUGGGGAGGAGAAAACAUGGAAAUAUCUUUUAAGAUCUGGAUGUGCGGUGGAGAGAUUGAGAUUAUCCCAUGCUCCAGAGUGGGUCAUAUCUUCAGAAAUGACAACCCGUACUCCUUCCCCAAGGACCGACUAAAAACAGUAGAGAGGAACUUGGCUCGUGUUGCCGAAGUCUGGCUGGAUGAGUACAAGGAGAUUUUUUAUGGUCAUGGAUACCAUCUUCUACAAGAAAUUUCCAAAAUCGGGGACCUGACCCAGCAAAAAGAACUUAGGAAGAAGUUACAGUGCAAAAGCUUCAAGUGGUACAUAGAUAACGUCUUUCCAGACUUGGACGCUCCCCUGGCCAGGGCUUCCGGAGUGGUAGUAAACAUCGCCCUGGGCAAAUGUCUUUCUUUACAAAACUUCACUCUAAUCCUCGAUGAUUGUGAUGCCAGUCAAAUGAACCAGCAUUUUAACUUCACUUGGUUAAGACAAUUUAAACAGAAGAGUCUCUGCAUUGCCCCUGGGGGCAAAGAUAAAUUGGCCUUAUUACAAUGUGACAAUCAAAACAGCGCCCUCCGAUGGUUACACAAAUCUCUGACGGCAUUUCAGCCAGCGCUGGAAUCCCAUUUCGUUUUGGAAAGCAUUCCGCGGCCAACGUGUUUAGAGGUGGACCCUUCACAUAAGACCCUAAGAACAAAUGCCUGUGAUCCUACCAAUAAGCUUCAAAAGUGGCAGUUUGAGAAAUACUUUACACCAUGAAGGUGCCGCUGUUACAGACUUUUGUCUAUUUUUAUAACGUAGUUAGUGAAACAUGGACCAUACACUGUGACCUUAUACCAUGGACAGAACACGGACUUACUGUAAAUGUGACUUUGGGAAGCCUGUAGUUCAUUUUUGUUUUAAUCAGGGUUAGUGGGUUGUACUGAUUUUUGAAGGGGAAAAACUCCAGUAUUUGUGAAAAUUGGAUAUAACAUAUCCAACAGCUACACAAGCCUUUUUUGCAGUUUUAUCUUAUUUAAAACACCUUUCAGUUUCUGCAGCCAGCAACAAUUUUCUGUAGCUGCUGAAAAAGUAUUUUGUAUUUAUUUUUAGCUAUAGUACCAUAAUUGCUCUCUAUUGGCCUCAGUGGUGGACGGUGUAAUUUUUUUUUUUUGGGGGGGGGGGGCGGUAAACAGUAUAACACCAGCCUCUUCUCCGGUCAGUCAGUAGCACUUGCCCCAUCACCGGCAUCGUUCCCUGCUCGGCGGCGGCCUCCAGUUCUCCUGCUUUUCACGGGUCAUCACCGCGAUAACGGCGGCGGCCUCCGUCUUCUUCCCUCCUCCUUGGCGACUGGAUUGAGGAUCCAUUUGCAUUCUCUGCGACCCAAGCCCACCCUAUUUUGAGAGCCUCUGUCUCUAAUCAGGUGCUUAAAAAAAGUCCUGACCGCUGUAAUUCAUGC